AUGGUCUUCGGCCUGAGCAGGAAGAACACCUCCAACGAGCCCACCGCCGACGAGGCUACCGCAACCACCUCCACCACCACCACCACCCCCGAUGCGAACGCCUCCCCCGCCGCAGACACCGCCUCAACAUCCUCCCCCACCGAACCCAAUGGCGUCCCCCUCAAAGCAAAAGAAGAGCUGGCCCAGGCCGCCGCAGUCGACGGCCAGACCCCAUCAGAUACCAGCAAACUCAAGACCUUCCUCAUGAUUCUCAGGCGCUUCAUCGGCGUCACGGAUAUUGCCGCCGUGCGCUUCUCCCUGCCCGCCCAGCUCAUGGAGCCCAUCCCCAACCUCGAAUACUGGCACUACCUCGACCGUCCCGAGACUUUUGCGGCGAUUGGGGAUAACGACGACCCGCUGGAGAGGAUGCUGGGCUGUCUGCGUUUCUGGUUCACGAAGGAUCUGAAAUAUGUCAAGGGGAAGCCGUGUAAGCCGUACAAUAGCAGCUUGGGGGAGUUCUUCCGGUGCACGUGGGACGUGGAGAGCGAGAAGAACAAGGAGGGGAAGCCCGUGAAGGUCAACUACAUCACCGAGCAGACUUCGCAUCACCCGCCCGUCUCUGCUUUUGUGUAUGAUUGCCCGGAUAAGGGCGUGGAGGCGGUGGGCUACGAUCAGCUUUCUGCCAAAUUCACUGGCACCAGCGUCAAGGUCACCCCAGGACAAUACAACCGCGGAAUCUUCAUCCGGCUCAAGAACCGCGAGAAUGAGGAGUACCAGUUGACACACCCAGCCGCUUUCCUUGGCGGGUUUCUGCGUGGGAAUCUCGCCGUGACUGUGGCCGAUAUCUGCUACGUGUCCUGCGAAAAGACCGGCAUCAAGACGAUCCUGCACUAUCUCGAGGAAGGCUACUUCGGCAAGACGCAGAACAAAGUCGAGGGAAUCGUCUACAGACCCACAGCCUUCGCGUCCGACGACAUCACGCGGUUAAAAGAUGUGCCGAAAGAGCAGAUCCUCGGACGGAUAGAAGGCGUCUGGACGGAGAAGAUUUACUUCUCUCCCGGCGCGACGGAAUUCAAGAAGACGUCCGAGAGUGAACGGAUCCUCCUCAUGGACGUGACUCCUCUGCUGCCCGUGCAGAAGAAGUGCCCGCCGGAAGAGAAGCAGCUCCUGAACGAGUCGCGAAAGUUCUGGGCCGAUGUCACGCGUUUCAUCCAGACCAAGCAAUUCGCACAGGCCACUACGCGGAAACAGCAGCUGGAGGAAGUGCAGAGACAGCGGGCACAGGAGCGGGAACAGGCGGGCAAGAAAUGGGAGCCGAGGUUCUUCGCUACCGUGACGGAGAAGGACGGUCGGGCCAUCCUGAGUGAGGAGGGUCACAAGGCGAUGGACGGCCUGCAGAGGGAGGAGUACGAUCUGACGCCGCCCAAGGAGUACGGGGCGCUCUGA
Messenger RNA from Lecanosticta acicola, 1425 nucleotides. NCBI's taxonomy places the organism in Eukaryota, Fungi, Ascomycota, Dothideomycetes, Mycosphaerellales, Mycosphaerellaceae. The record is from the annotation of a GenBank genome assembly.